Didymodactylos carnosus is the source of this 1572-nucleotide messenger RNA. Lineage: Eukaryota; Metazoa; Rotifera; Eurotatoria; Philodinida; Philodinidae. The record is from the annotation of a GenBank genome assembly.
AUGUCAUCAACAUUUAGAGCUUUUAAAGGCAUUGUUCUACUUGUUCUAUUAUUUAUAAUUGUAUCAUUGUAUCGAUCGAAUGUUUUUAAACCUACUAUACCUCAAUUGUUGAAUCAGACUAUAUUAAAUGUAUUCACCUAUAAAACAUCCAUAUUCUCAUCAACGCCAGUGGCAAUGGCAUCAUCAUUUUCACUAUCUUUUGACUACUACAGUAGUGAUGAUUAUCUAUUAGAAUUAUUAAAAGCAAAUGCUAAUUCGAAAAAGCAAGUGGCAUUAAAUUUAGUUGGAGGUGAUUUUUAUCCACUAUACAUAUGGGACUGGUACUUUCGAAUGUACGAAUUAACAAAUUCUACUAUACACAAUUGUAUAGUAAUUGCUCUUGACGAAACAUCGUUUAUUCAAGGUCAAAAAUAUAAAUUACCGACAUUUUAUUCAAAACAUACAUAUGAACAACAAAUAAAAAUUAAAAAUAUUCACGAUUCGAGACAACACAUGUUGUAUAUCGUGGGUAAUGGAAAAUUUCAUACAGUAGCAAGAAUUGUGAAAUUAGGUUAUAAUCCAUUAUUCAGUGAAAUGGACGUAUUUUGGGAAAGAGAUCCAUUUACAGUAUUAAAAGAACCGUGGGAUAAAUAUGAUUUACAAAUAAAUGAUCAUCGUGAUAGUCAUCCACGUGUGAACAUAGCCGUAUACUAUGCGCAUUCUUCAGUGCGUAGUAUUCACUUUUUCAAUGAAUUAUCUGAAUUUUGGACAAAUUUUGGAAAAGGAGCAUUUCUAAGUGAUCAACGUGUUUUCGACGCAUUUUUAGACAACUACGAUAAGUUAGAAUCAACUUAUAUAAAAUUAUGGACAGAUUUAGGACAUGAUUAUCCUAUCCCACCAAUGAAAAAAAUGAAUUGGACAAAACAUACAUUUGAUAAUAAAUUUCAUCAUUUAUUCUCAGAUGGAAAUGCUUAUUAUCUCAUGGAGCGAGCAACAAAGUCGGGUCUACGAUCAAAUAAAUUUUAUAAUUCAUCUGCAUUUUACAUAACCGCUCUUUAUUCAAACACUGCAACCAAUAAAUUACCGUGUAAAAAAUGUGCUACAUUAAAUGAUUGGAGUUUGCUGAUGCGCUCUCUGUUAGCUGUUCAACAAAUAUAUCCAAAUAGAAUAAUGGUGUUACCCACAUUUAAUCAAACACCAAAAGUUCACUCUAUUUUAGAUACAAGAAAAUUAUUUAAAUAUUGGGGUGAAGAUAAAAUUCGUUUGAAUAAUUUUUUAGAACUAAAUUCUAGUCAAUCAUUAUUUUCAUCAUGGAAAAAUGUUUGGAUUGGCUACUGUGAAAAGUCAGAACAAUCCGCAGUUGAUUCAAUUGAUGUACAUUGCAUUAAAUCACCAUCGGGUGCUACAGAAAACGAACUAAAAACAAUUUUAUCCAAAUAUGAAAAUUAUCAUAUGGUAAAUUUUGUUUAUCUCGAAUUUUCACAAUUUUCUGAAGCAAAACAAACAAGUGACCCGUAUCCACCAUGUAAAGUGAAAACUAAAGAAUUAGAAAUGUUUUUCCAUAGACCAUACGAUACAAAUAAGACAUCUUAG